Molecule: messenger RNA, 216 nt
Organism: Heterobasidion irregulare TC 32-1
Lineage: Eukaryota; Fungi; Basidiomycota; Agaricomycetes; Russulales; Bondarzewiaceae
Exons: 1
Source: RefSeq, a predicted model, not a curated record
CAGAUAUUGGAGUUUUUCUUUAUAAAACUCGCACUUUUCUGGCUUCAGAUAGAGGUCGUUGUCGCGCAAGAUCUGGAAAACUUGGUUCAGGAUCUGGAUGUGUUCCGCCAUGUUUUUGGAAAAGAUGAGGAUGUCGUCCAUAUAUACGGUUAUUUUCCAGGCCGUGAUGAGUUCUCUGAAGAUCAUGUUCAUCAUGGCCUGGAAGGUGGCUGGUGA